Messenger RNA from Exophiala xenobiotica, 4656 nucleotides. RefSeq lists its product as uncharacterized. The transcript has a single exon. Bases 142 to 4146 code for a protein of 1334 amino acids. Gene Ontology annotation, biological process: nucleotide-excision repair. The record is from RefSeq and is a predicted model, not a curated record. Gene Ontology annotation, cellular component: nucleus. Gene Ontology annotation, molecular function: DNA endonuclease activity; single-stranded DNA binding. Lineage: Eukaryota; Fungi; Ascomycota; Eurotiomycetes; Chaetothyriales; Herpotrichiellaceae.
CCACGACUGUGGCUCUUCUCAAUUCCUCUCAGAGCAUCUUCGUUAUGCCUCAACAAGGAUCGGAAAUAUCGCCAUGAUCCUUCCGCAAUUUCGAUACCCCACCGCAGACUGCGCCGACCUCGCUAAUGCUCGACUCUCACCAUGGGUGUAACCGGGCUAUGGACCGUUGUCGCACCCACUGCGCGACCAACCCAGUUGGCUUCCCUCAAUCGAAAACGCCUCGCGGUCGACGCCUCGAUUUGGAUCUACCAGUUUCUCAAAGCCGUCCGGGACAAAGAAGGCAACGCCCUGCGUAACAGCCAUGUCGUCGGUUUCUUCCGCCGCAUCUGCAAAUUGUUGUACUUCGGCAUCAAGCCGGUCUUUGUGUUCGACGGAGGCGCACCCAUCCUCAAGCGGGAGACGAUUCGGAAACGUGCCCGGCGGAGGGAAGGCAGACGGGAAGAUGCGGCCCGGACAGCGGGGAAGUUGCUCGCCGUCCAGGUGGCUCGGGCGGCGGAGGAGGAAGAGAAGAGAAGACGCGCCAGACCGAGGACACCGGAAGGAGAGCAAGAUGAGAUAGCGGACGAUCAGGAGCUGGUGUAUGUCGACGAGCUGGGGCUGUCGGCGCGAGAGAGACAGGCUGGGCGCGGCGAGAAGUUCAAGAAGAAAGACCAAUACCACUUGCCUGAUCUGGACGUGAGCAUUGCGGACAUGGGGGCCCCUAACGACCCUCGUAUCAUGUCGCAGGCGGAGUUGGAAGAGUAUGCACGGCAAUUUCACAGUGGCGAGGACGUGAACCUGUAUGACUUCAGCAAGAUUGAUUUUGAAAGUCCGUUCUUCUUGUCCCUGCCGGCGGGUGAUCGGUAUAAUAUUCUCAAUGCCGCGAGGCUGAGGAGCAGGUUGAGGAUGGGUUAUAGCAAGGAGCAGCUCGACGGGAUGUUUCCGGACCGGAUGGCCUUCUCAAAGUUCCAGAUCGAAAGGGUCAAGGAGCGGAAUGAAUUGACUCAGAGGCUCAUGGGGAUCAAUGGGAUGAGUGAAGGGGACUGGUUGAUGCAGGGAGGUGGGAGGAUUGCUGGGGAGAAGGGGAAAGAGUAUAUACUUGUCAAGAAUGAUGGCGUGGAAGGAGGAUGGGCGCUGGGUGUGGUGAGCGAUAAGAAGGGGAGUCAGAGGGAGAAUGCGAUUGAUUUGGAGGAGCGUGAGGAUGCCGAAGAGGACACGAUGGACGAGGAAGCCAAUGAAGAUUUUGAGGACGUGGCGAUCGAAGGGUUGAAUCGAAUACCUAAAGUGUGGGCAAAGAAGAGGAAAGCUAGGGAGUAUGAUCGUGACAUGGGAUAUGACGAUGCCGUGGAGGAGAUUGCGAAGAAGAGGAAGGCUGUGUAUGAGGCGAGAAGGGCGGCAGGCACGAGUCGUGCUGAAGUCAUACGAGUGGUACCGAAUGCAGAGGCCAAGGAGGCGAAUGACGACGCGCUGUUCGUGCCCGAGGACAACGCUGAUGAUGAAGAUAUCGAUGAGCUCUUUGAAGAUGUUCUGCCUGUGGAGAUUGCGCGGCCAGAAGAAGACGACGAUUUACAACGAGCAAUUGCUAUGUCUCUGGAGGAGCCAUCCGUUGAUCAAGAUGCAGGUGGGUUUGUCCCUGAACAAGCCGUACAUGAAAAACCAGGGCCGGUCGAUGAGGACGAAGGGUUCGAUCUACAGGCAGCCUUUGCAGAGUCGAGAAUGUCGAAGCAUAAGGCGAAGACAAACGUAAGACCACGCAGUCCUUCCGCGAAGCCAGAUGUUGCAACUCCGAAAUUCGACGGUCCAUUGCCGUUCGAAUCCAUCAAUCUAGGGCAGUCGCUAUUGGGCAAGAAGAAGUCGAAGAAGAUCGAAGAGGACUUAUCCGGCGGGUUUGACCGAGGCCUAGGAGAAGAUGCCUUUCGCAAAGAAAGACCUCCGCAGCCCAUGCCAGCCUGGUUCAACGCUGCUCCAAGCACGAAAGAUCUCAAACAUGCUCCAGAACCUGAACGGGGUUCUCGGCAUGAUGAGUACGCAAGGGACGAUGCGGCUGGAAGAGAGACGAUCCGCAGACACGAAACCAAAGAGGUCAUCGAUCUAGAGGCUGAAGACGAGCAGGGCAAGGAGGGUCGUCCGAUCGAGAUCGAAGAAGGUGAUGAGGAAGACGUCCUUGAAAUACCAGAACCAUCUCAAGAUAUCACUACCGAGCCCGAGAUACCAGAAGUAGAAGUGCCUACGGUCAACGCAGAAGAGGAAGCACAGCGGCAGGAACGCGACGCCAAGCGCGAGCGACGCUAUGAAAUGGCUCGUCAAAUUGCGGCAGAGAAUGACACCGAUGAGAUGCUUAUGGACGAUGUCGCCGAAAAGGCACAGGCUGAACCGCCUCAGCCAUCAAAUGUGCCUGAUUUCAAUCCUGCCCCAGCCACAUCUUUAUCGAAGCCAGACACAGUAGAGGCAGCAGGGGCAGCAGGGAGUGAUUAUGAGGAGGUAGAAUGGAGCGAGUCCGAUCACGAACAGCCCACGACCCCCGGAUCCCUCGGCACCAUCGACGAUGAGACGUCUGAAAACAAAGCACCACAAACCGCGACGCCGACGCCUCCUGCGGAGGAAGACGACGACGAAGGUGAAGCUUUCGAAGACGUACAGAUGUCCACUCCUCCCGCCGCGCCUGCUGACCAAGAGUACCUCGCCACAGAGAAGCCCAUGGUUGACGCGCUAGAAGACCACCUCCUCGACGAAGCCAAUGACGCACAACCACAACCGGCCAUCCCCGAAGAAGAAUUUGAAUACCUCUCCGAAUCGGAAGAAGAAUUGAUGAGACAACUUGCGGUCGAAGCCGAAGAGCAUGCACGAUUCGCCUCGUCUCUCAACAACCAAAGGACCUCCGAACAAGCGAUUCGAGACUACGAGAAUGAACUCAAACAACUGCGCAACCAGCAGAAAAAAGACCGUCGUGACGCCGACGAGGUCACACAGGUCAUGGUCCAGGAGUGCCAAGCGCUACUCCGGUUAUUUGGUCUUCCUUACAUCACCGCACCCAUGGAAGCCGAAGCCCAGUGCGCCGAGCUCGUGCAUUUAGGGCUGGUCGACGGUAUCGUCACGGACGACUCGGAUAUCUUCUUGUUCGGCGGCACGCGGAUAUACAAGAACAUGUUCAACGCGGCCAAGUAUGUCGAGUGCUACCUUGCAAGUGAGCUAGAAAAGGAAUUCCUCCUGGACCGGCGGAGGCUGAUCCGCUUUGCGCACCUCCUGGGUAGUGAUUACACCGAGGGUAUACCCGGUGUCGGACCCGUCACUGCGUUGGAGAUCCUCACCGACUUCGACACGUUAACUGAGUUCAAAGAGUGGUGUAGUCGGGUUCAACUGGGACGGCCACAGGAUCUGGAAAAUCAGCUCACGACGCCGUUCCGUCGGAAGUUCAGAAACACGGUGCAAAAGCGGCUGUUUUUGCCGCCAGGUUUUCCGGAUAUGAGAGUUGAUGAAGCGUAUCUCCAUCCUGAGGUCGAUUCGAAUCCGGAGCCGUUCCAGUGGGGCGUGCCAGAUCUGGAUAAGUUGAGAAGUUUCCUAAUGGCGACGAUCGGAUGGAGUCAGGAGCGAACGGACGAGGUGCUUGUUCCUGUGAUUCGGGAUAUGAACAAGCGUGAGGUUGAAGGGACGCAGAGUAAUAUCACGAGGUUUUUUAGCGGCGGAGUCGGUGUUGGUGGGAGGGCGAACGCUGCUGGAGGAAGUGGACUGGCGAUGGGUGGUGAAGGGCCUGGCAAUGCGGGUAUUGAGGGCAUGGCGCCGAGGAAUAGGACAGGGAAGGAGUCGGGGCGCAUGGAGAAUGCCUUCAAGAGGUUGAGAGGGGAGGCGGUUAAGCGAAGGAAGGGAGAGGAGUUUGAGCAGGGAGGAGAAGAUAAUGACGCCGAGGUUGAAGAGCCAACGUCCGUGGAAGAUGAGGGUGUUGAGAGCGAAGGGCCGGUCAAGACAAGCAAAAGAAAGGUGCCUUCCCGGUCGAGGAGGGCUCAGAAAGCCAAUGAACAGAAGAACGGGGAUGCUGACGAGACUCAAAUUGGAGAGGUCGAGCUCGAUGACGAUGACAACGGCGAUCUCGUCGAGGACGAGGCACCGAGUAAGAAGGCCAAGCCCAAAGCGAAGGGCAAAUCGAGAACGACAAGGACGAAAAAUCGUUGAGACAAAUGGUUGGUUGUGCCAACUGAAAUAUAUCUUGCGUGUUCCAGCACCGAGUUUGUCGUUCAAAGAACGUGAAAAGCCUGGUUAACUCGAUGUGUGAUGCUCAGAAUGAAGCCGAAAAGGAAGGACAUUUAGUGUAGGUCAUGAUGUCUUCGGCACUGUCGGCACAAACAAAAUGCAACCAGAUCCGCCAGGGGCUGUGUCUAUGCUACCUUGAGAUAUUUCUGGAAUAUAGGAUUACUAUCUCCAGGCAUGUGCAAGGCCAUCAUUGUGUGCUUAUACAUCUGCGGUCGGUCAGGUCAAGGUUCACUUACGGGAACAGUAACGGCUGGCAUACCUGUCCUGCAGAGACAUUGUUCGACUCCUUCUCGGCUUCGUUGCCAACCAGGUGCUUGAGGGGCUGCAGGUGAGGCAGAUUAGCUUGGUUUGGUCGGUAGUGAAAGGGAAAAGCUGUCGUACAUCAAUAGUAGAUUCCCAGUUGGCCGAGAAAAAGAAUGGUACUGAAAUCCU